Messenger RNA from Anopheles maculipalpis, 3391 nucleotides. RefSeq lists its product as uncharacterized. The transcript is spliced from 3 exons. Bases 4 to 3333 code for a protein of 1109 amino acids. Lineage: Eukaryota; Metazoa; Arthropoda; Insecta; Diptera; Culicidae. The record is from RefSeq and is a predicted model, not a curated record.
AAAAUGCCCCAGUCCACCGCGACCAAUCAGCACAACGCUGGUGUGAAUGUGUGCGGUUCGCACCAGCAGCCUGCCUUCGAUGCGACCGCCACCGCAACAGCAGCAAACAGUGGUCACGGAACUAGUGUAGCGCCACGAUCUAGACCGAAACCAACGCAGCAGCACACCUCGACCACACCAUCGAUUGGCCUCACGCUGGCAGCAAUCCCGUUGAAUCCUUCGCCGAAAAACGUCAUCUCACCCAUUCCGGCAGCUAUCGUAGAAUGUGAUAAGUUUGUGGCCAACUUUGACGACAAGUUUCUCGGUGCAUCCGUACCGAGACACAGUCCUGUUGCGGAAGGAGAUUCAAGCAGUUUUAAAUUUGCGCUUACUUCGGCAGCUGUAUCACCCGCCGCUUUGCUGUCCCCGUUCGAGCAAGAUCCAAUGUCGACCUCAACCACCACCACGGUUUCCAUUCGCCCGCGGCCAACAGUGCUAUCACACACGCAGCAACACAUGCUAAGCAACUCGAACAGUGAAAAAUCGCUAGUCUCUCCCCUGUCCGGAUCGUCCACGUGGAAUCCAUUCGGAGAUCCAUCACCAUUCAGUCCCAUCUCAACACUAACCGAGGAUCAGCUGUUUGGGGCCGAAUUCGACAAACUACGGCUCGAGGGCAGCCAAACUUCGAUCGUAACCUCUCCGGAGGAGAUGAAAUCUGACCGUUGCGUUUCAUACUGGGGCUCCCAGCGUGGAUCACUUUCACAGGCACUGUCUACCGGUAUGAUAGCCACAAACGGAGGACUGUCUGGGAAGGAUCUACUAACCCUCGAGGAGGAUCCUUUCGGUUCCGCACCAUUUACGCUGCCAAAACGAUUCAAACAAAAAAGUAGCUCUUCCAAGCUUGCUUCUAAAAUCAGUGACCGAUGGCGAUAUGCGGUGGGCAGUGGUAUACAAGGAGGAACGGGCAAAGAAAGUCUGAUAGAAAAUACGCCAACUGAACCGUGCGGGAAUGGCAUAGACGCGGCCAUUGGCAGCAAGGAGACAGCGGGUAUAGACAAAACAGUCGGACUCGGACCAAAGAACUUGAAGCUGGACGAUCUCAUGAGCAGUGGGGAGAAGGGCUCACCCAGCUUUAUUAAACUUCCGUUGGAUGAUCGCAACAAGUACGAAAAGCUCAACUCCAACGACAUCACGUCGGACGACAGUGAUUCGGAAUUUUAUUCCGAAUCGAUCGGUUCGUCGGUUGUUGGUGGCGCAGUGUCUGCUGGGAUGCACGCUAAUAGUGGUGCAGGUGGUGGCGGAAGCAUUAAGAAGCACAGCUUCAAACAGUUCGUAGAGAGUAACAUUCCAGAAAAAUUACAAGCCGUCUACCAUAAGGUGGACAAGAGUCAGAUGAAAAAUGUGCAGCUGGUAAAGAAGUUGCGCAGCAAGGUCACACAAGCGGGCAAAGAUUCUUCCGCGACCACCACCACCAGCACGUCGAAGAGCGCUAAGGAUCGUCGUGCAGGGAAAAAGAAUGGAAAUCGAGAAGAACCCAACGCACCAACGAACGGAAAUGCAGCGUCAGAUGAUGAUUCGAUCGGUUCGGCAUCGGAUCUACGUGCGAACGAUGAUUUCCCGGAGGGAGAUGAGCACAAUGCGAAGCUACCGUCCCAGGAACCAACCCGUAGAAAACCGUUCGGACGAGGAGGUGUGUUUGGCGGUGAGGGAAGUGUGGACGAUUGUAUUAGCGAGAGUAUUAAAACGUGCGGUUCAAGUGCCUACCAUGCGGAGUGUGAAAGUGUCACCACCAACGAGGACAACACGAGCCGAAUAGUGACGCGGGUUCGCGUUAAAAAGCGAGAACAUUUGGAUUCCAAGCACAGCGUUAUAGAUGAAGAUGAUUCCGCUGAAGAGGAUAUGAUUCAGGGCGAAAAGCCGCUGCUGUUGGAUGAUGAACUGGACUAUGAAUCGGCGGCAGAGAAUAAUGAAUCGAGUGGGGAAGAGAUCCUGAUGGAUCCGUUCACGCCCGAGGACGAGCUGGGUGUUGUUGUAAAAAAGCCGGCAAGCACCAACGUCGAGGAGGAUGAGGCGGAUGAAGCGGAGUUGGAUCCGUUCGCGAUGGCUCCGUUUCGUAAGCCGUUCGUGCCAAAGCGAAAUAGUGGCGUAAAGUUUCUGCCCGAAGUUCAUCCCAUCCCGGAACACGGUCCUGUCGGUGGAGGAGUUGAGUUGCUAGCGAACGAUUUUAUCACAUCUACACCGAUAAGACCGACUGGAGCAAGUCGCGAACCGGUUGUUGCAUCAGCUGCCUGUAAUGACUUUUUCGAUCUGACCGAUGAUCCGAUACAGACGCAGCGCGAAAAAGAUUCGCCAAGCGCUCGACGUGAUCUGUUCGGAUUGGAACCAUUUCCUAUCGUGCCGAUGAUUCCGGUUGUAUCAGCCCUUUCACCCGGAACGGUCACGUCAUCACUGCCAACCCAAAUGGUGGUUUCUCCCUCGACAGGACCUCCUAUCUCACAUACACCUCAGGAAUCAGCAAUCUCCCGUAUCACACUCGAAUCGGGCGGUGUAACGCUGACCCACAUCGUUUUGCCUCACACUAACACCUCCGUUUCGUCUAUUCCCAUACUCCCAGCGCCACCACUACCUUUAGUGCCGUCGAACGUAUCGUCCUUAUCCACGACCCAACAAAACCUGACUGCACGCCGCAACUACGUCAACUUUAGCCAGAUCCCUUCGCACAGCGUCACCUCAAUAUCGCCCGACAACAACUACGUAAAUUUCUGCCCCGACGGCGAAGACGACGAUGACGUGCGCAAUCUCAAGUCCGACGAUUACGACGACAACAGCAGCGAUACGGUUGUGAAAGUGUCCUCCAAAGGAUUUCUGACCAAAAAGCAAAAGGUACGGUACAAUCAUCUGCAGGAGAAAAGCAGCGGCAGCGUCAUGGGCGGUCAAGGGCGCAACGAGGAAGUAUCAAGUACCGCCAGCCUUGGUCAGAAAAUGAAAGCCAAUGUGAGCGGGUACCGCAAAGCGGUACUGGAAAGUAGCGUUGGAAGCAUCGGAAAAAGCCGAAAAGAUGACCAAACACACAAACAGCCGAAAGGCAGCUCCAAAUCAAGCGCCAAAGCGAUGGGCUUCAGCAACAUGAGCUUCGAGGACUUCCCGUCGGACGAGCUGGCGGAUGAAGCGGUUGCCGAUGGUACGCGCCUGACGAGCGGAGUUGGUGGGGGUGGUGGUCUCGGAGGAGGUGGUGGUGGUGGUGGGAAGCUACUCAAAAUGGCCCCGUUUGAGGUGAUCCGCAACGAAAAGAUGCUACUGGAGGCAGAGAAAAAGUUUGGUUCCCUAAAGCGUCGCAGCAACCCAUUCUCCUGAUUGUACGCCGAAGGAUAUAAGAAGCGAAAGUGAAGAGCAAACAUGUUGCUAGGCAACC